AUGGCUCAGAUUUGGGAUGCCGCCAGUCAAGAACGAUUUUGCAUUAUUACGUCGACAUCCACACAAGUGCCAUUGGUGCUCUCACUGUCUAUGAUAUUAGCCGGAGAACUACCUUUGAUAGCAUCAGUAGAUGGCUCAAUGAACUCAAGACUCACUUGCUGCAAGUUAACGAACAAAAGUUCACUUGCUUACAAAAUUAUACAAAGAAAUGAUCAGAGUAAUUUUAUCAGCGUUGAUCUCACGGCGGCGGAGGAUGUUUUCAAGGGUGACGUUAAGGAUCCGGAGAGUGAUCCCGUCGUGCAAAUGGAACGGUGCCGUAAACCUAUAAUCGGUGCUAUUAAAGGAUUUGCAGUUACUGCUGGAUUCGAGAUUGCGCUUGCUUGUGAUAUUUUGGUUGCUGCUAAGGGAGCUAAAUUCAUGGACACACAUGCUAGAUUUGGGAUAUUCCCAUCGUGGGGUUUGUCUCAGAAGCUUUCACGCAUUGUAGGAGUAAAUAAAGCUCGGGAGGUUUCGCUUACAGCCACGCCUUUGACAGCAGAGGUAGCUGAAAAGUUGGGUUUGGUGAACCAUGUUGUUGAGGAGGGUGAAUUGAUGAAGAAAAGCAAAGAAAUUGCGGAAGCUAUUGUGAAAAAUAACCAAGACUUGGUGUUGAAGUACAAGUCAGUGAUAAAUGAUGGCAUUAAGCUUGAUCUUGGCCAUGCUCUUUCUCUUGAAAAGGUUAGUGCUAUAGCAUUUGUGUGUCUUAAAUUGUAUAAUAUGGAUUCUGUUAUGUUAUAUUAUGGUAUAGGUAUAGUUUGAUUCUUGUAGUCGUCCUUAAUGAAAUAGUAAGACUUGAUAGUUGUUGUUAUCUGGAUUCAAUUAUUAUGCAUAUCAAAACUUGCGGGUUGAGUGCCAAAGAAGUUUCAAUUGCGUGCCGCCAUUAAUCAUUCCAUGUCAAUUUUGUGAGCUUUAUAAUUGUACUUAGGCAUUAGGCAUUUGGCAUAUAUACAUUUGCAUGAGGACUAUAUAUAUGCAAGUGUUACUUAAGCAUAGUUGAAGUGGUUGAUCUAGGAUACUUACUGGAAGGAGGUUGAGAAUGAGACCCAAUGUUCGGGGGUCUUAUGUUUUUAGAGUCUUUGGUUAGUUAAAUACUUAAAUAUAAUUCAAUCUUGACAAAAUAAAUAGGGAUCCUAUUAAUUAUGAUUUAGCUAUGGCAGAUCUAUUACGAGCCUCUAUUUUUCCACAAUUUUAUACUAAAUCUAUUUGAGGCUCUAUUACGAGCCUCUAUUUUUCCACAAUUUUAUACUAAAUCUAUUUGAGGCUCUGUGCUAUAAAUAUAAUUCAUCUUGCACACCCUCAAACACGGCUCUCCCAAUGUUCCAACCUGACAACCUAUAUAACAUAUUAACAACUAAGAUUUGCUUGUAAAAAAACCUAGUUGAUAAAAAUGCAGGGAGCUUAGAACCAAAUCUCAGUAUCUAUAGUUCACUGUGUAUGUUGCAGUUGUAAUGACUCUAGUAACAAGACUUGUAAGCAUUGUUUUGCAUAUCUUCAUCCUUAAUUUUGCAUUUGAAUUUUGAAUUGAUGAGCAGUUCAAACCAUGUUUAUGUAAUUUUGAUGAGUUCUCUAUUUGUGUACGGAAUGCAGGAGAGGGGCCAU
Messenger RNA from Vicia villosa (hairy vetch), 1638 nucleotides. Its product is annotated as probable enoyl-CoA hydratase 1, peroxisomal. Gene Ontology annotation, cellular component: peroxisome. The record is from RefSeq and is a predicted model, not a curated record. NCBI's taxonomy places the organism in Eukaryota, Viridiplantae, Streptophyta, Magnoliopsida, Fabales, Fabaceae. Bases 1 to 798 code for a protein of 265 amino acids. The transcript has 3 exons.